This is a messenger RNA of Gregarina niphandrodes, 696 nucleotides long. RefSeq lists its product as hypothetical. The coding region runs from base 1 to 696 and encodes 231 amino acids. The record is from RefSeq and is a predicted model, not a curated record. NCBI's taxonomy places the organism in Eukaryota, Apicomplexa, Conoidasida, Eugregarinorida, Gregarinidae. The transcript is spliced from 2 exons.
AUGCCAACACCACAAAAGCUCUGCGCCCAAGACUGGCCCACCACCCACUAUGCCGACCAACAAAGUUAUCAAGACACCCAACACGCCACCUCAGACACAGAGGUACUGCAACUGACAGAUGAAUGGAAACCUGCUAAAAUUUCGUCACCAAGUGUUUCACCAAGUGUUCCAUCAUCACUAGGUAGUGUUUCAUCACCCGUUGUGACAGACGCACCCAGUGCUACAAGUAUUUCGCCAAGCGCCAAAGGUUCUUGGUGGAGCGCACCGCCUUUUCGAGACUACUGUGUUCCCCGAGAGGAUACCGACCUUCAGGAAAGCACCGAAAUGCCCGCGCAAGUCCCUGCUGCCAGACCCGAUCACUUCUUACGACUCGGCUCCCCACACUCCACUUGGUCACGGAGUGCGGGUCAUGCUGCCACUCUACACAAGUCUGUUCUUGCGCAGAGCGUGGCGCAGAACGCGGCGCAGAACGCGGCGCAGAACGCGGCGCAGAACGCGGCGCAGAACGCGAAAACGCAAAAGGAAGUACCCACCGGUCCCAACGCCAAGUGCCUCGUCCUCCAGCGGGAAUACCUCGUCCCCUUCCACGCCGAGCUCCAGCUCGGAUUCGGCAGGGACCAGCUCCGAGUCCGGUGCAACCAGUUCUGGGUCGGAAGCAGCCAGCUCAUGGAACCCUGCAACGACCAGUACCAGUAG